AAUACGGCGGUACAGACCAGGGCGUCCUCUCCACGGGUGCUCCACAGUCGGGCCCGUCCAAGUUGGAAAGAACAAAAAAAGAAGGCAAUAAAUGCUAAAGGGGAGAGAGAGAGGGAGAGGGAGCCGCCACAUCGGCGGCAACUCCCAGCCCGGGCUGCAAGGGAGGGAGGAGGGAGCCGGAGAGAGCGGGCGGGCGGGCGCGCGCGAGGGCGAGCUGUGCACGGGAAGAAACUGACACCCGGACCCCCCACUUCUGCCGCACGGUGCUGGCAAUCAGAUCGCGUUUAAGCAAUUUCCUGAGCCCGAGAAUAGCAAUGAGUCGGGAGACUUUCGCGGACUGAAAUUGGGAGCUGCAGUCACUCCCCAGGUUUUGUGUGUGUGGUGUUUUUGUGGGUUUUUUUUUCCCCCUUUCUUUCUUUCUUUCUUUCUUUCUUUCUUUUCCUAGAGAAAGUUGGAGGGGGGCGCUACAAUUGGGAAACAGCUUUUUUGUUUGUUUGUUUUUUAAAUCUUGCACUUUGAAACCGCGGACUUUGGCAGUGUGCGCGCUUGUGGUUGGUGCUUUUUUUUUUUUUUCUUUCCCUCCCCCUGCCUUGCCUAAACUCCUCUGUCCGCCUGUAAACAUUACCUGUGAAUUUCCCAGCCGAAAAGGCUGUUGGGGCAAGAAACUUGUUAGAACUUCCCAGCCCCCGGCCUCCCCUCCGCCCCUCUCACCGUCCCAAUCUUCUGAGACUUUUUCCCCCUCCUAAGCCGGAGCAGACUUUAUCUUUUACUUUUACUUUUUUUUUUUUAAUCCCCCACUUUUCCUCGACCAUUGCUCUGCAUCUGGAGAGAGAUCAGUUCAGGAGUGGGCCAGGUGGGACGCCUCUCUCUUUCCUUAUUUAGUUUAUUUAUUAUUGUUUGGGGUGUUUUCUUUCUUUUUUUAAUUCCUGUUUUGCUUAGUCCGGGGAGUUUUGUCCGCCGCCUUCUACCCCCCCCCCCCCCCGUGCCCGGCUCUGCCGCGCGGAGGAUGGGGUGGAAAUGGCUGGGCGCGCUGGUAGUGUUCCCUCUGCAAAUGAUCUAUCUGGUGACCAAAGCGGCCUUGGGACUGGCGUUCCCCCCCAAGCUCCGGGACCUGUCGCGGGAGUCAGUCCUCAUCACCGGCGGUGGGAGAGGCAUCGGGCGCCACCUCGCUCGGGAGUUCGCAGAGCGUGGCGCCAGAAAGAUUGUUCUCUGGGGCCGGACUGAGAAAUGCCUGAAGGAGACGACAGAGGAGAUUCGGCAGAUGGGCACAGAGUGCCACUACUUCGUCUGUGAUGUGGGCAACCGGGAAGAAGUGUACCAGAUGGCCAAAGCCGUCCGAGAGAAGGUGGGUGACAUCACCAUCCUGGUGAACAAUGCCGCCGUGGUCCAUGGGAAAAGCUUGAUGGACAGCGAUGAUGAUGCCCUCCUCAAGUCCCAGCAUGUCAACACCCUGGGCCAAUUCUGGACCACCAAGGCCUUCUUGCCACGCAUGCUGGAGCUGCAGAACGGUCAUAUCGUGUGCCUCAAUUCCGUGCUUGCGCUGUCGGCCAUCCCCGGCGCCAUCGACUACUGCACGUCCAAAGCCUCGGCCUUUGCCUUCAUGGAGAGCCUGACCUUGGGGCUGCUGGACUGUCCAGGUGUCGGCGCCACCACCGUGCUGCCCUUCCACACCAGCACCGAGAUGUUCCAGGGCAUGAGAGUCAGGUCAGUGGGUGAGGCCACCCGUCCUGGGUCAGCCCAGCCAGUGGUCUUCACAGAAGGAGCCCCAGAAUCCUCUGGCCUUGGCAUGAGAGUCAGGUUUCCCAACCUCUUCCCACCAUUGAAGCCAGAGACAGUAGCCCGGAGGACGGUGGAAGCUAUGCAGCAAAACCAGGCCCUUCUCUUGCUCCCGUGGACCAUGAACAUCCUCAUUAUCUUGAAAAGCAUACUCCCACAGGCUGCACUAGAAGAGAUCCACAGGUUCUCAGGGACCUACACCUGUAUGAACACCUUCAAGGGGAGGACAUAGAGGCCGGAGGAUGACAUGCCUGAGGAGCUACGGAGCCUGAGGGGCAGCCACAGCAACCAGGCACACACCCAUGUGCCCUUGCAUUGGCACGUCUGUUGGGCGAGCAGGACCGUUCCUGUCCCCAGGGAGGAUUCUGCAGUUCCCCAGGUCACCUCCAGGACCUUUGUGCAGGACUGAUGGGUAUAACUCUGACCCCCAUGGGGAGGCAAGAAGCCAGCCAGCAGCCACCCGACAACUUUGUACAUUUCUCGCUCUGUAGGGUUUAUUGUUAAGUUGCUUCUCCAGUCUAACCCACCCAGGCAGUGCGCAUCUAUUUCCAGGAGAGUCUGCCCCCAGACCCUCCACCUUUGCCUGCAAAACCCUCUCAUCCUCAGCUCAUGCAAACUGGUUAAACGGCAGGAACGCAAAAUAAAGAGGUGGCUUUCUCAGUU
Molecule: messenger RNA, 2439 nt
Organism: Meriones unguiculatus (Mongolian gerbil)
Lineage: Eukaryota; Metazoa; Chordata; Mammalia; Rodentia; Muridae
Gene: Dhrs3
Product: dehydrogenase/reductase 3
Exons: 6
Coding region: 1007-2008 (333 amino acids)
Cellular component (GO): lipid droplet
Molecular function (GO): oxidoreductase activity, acting on the CH-OH group of donors, NAD or NADP as acceptor
Source: RefSeq, a predicted model, not a curated record